This is a messenger RNA of Pediculus humanus corporis (human body louse), 1278 nucleotides long. Its product is annotated as pre-mRNA cleavage complex II protein Clp1, putative. Gene Ontology annotation, biological process: tRNA splicing, via endonucleolytic cleavage and ligation. Gene Ontology annotation, cellular component: mRNA cleavage factor complex; nucleus. The coding region runs from base 1 to 1278 and encodes 425 amino acids. Gene Ontology annotation, molecular function: polynucleotide 5'-hydroxyl-kinase activity. The record is from RefSeq and is a predicted model, not a curated record. Lineage: Eukaryota; Metazoa; Arthropoda; Insecta; Psocodea; Pediculidae. The transcript has 7 exons.
AUGGCGGAGAAUACCGAAAGUGAAGAGCAGGUAGAAGAAUUUGUUUUAGAAGCAGAUUCUGAAUUAAGAUUUGAAAUCGAAACGAAAAAUGAAAAAGUUGCGGUUGAGCUUAAAGCUGGUAUGGCAGAAUUGUUCGGAACGGAACUUGUCAAAGGGAAAAAAUAUAUUUUUUCAACCGGUGCCAAAGUAGCCAUAUUCACAUGGCAAGGCUGCACUCUAGAAUUAAAAGGUAAAACGGAUGUCAGUUACGUUGCAAGAGAAACACCCAUGGUAAUGUAUUUAAAUUGCCAUGCUGCUCUUGAACAAAUGCGUAAAAAUGCUGAAACGAAUGAAAAAAAAGGACCCAUCGCAAUGGUUGUCGGUCCUUGCGAUGUUGGCAAAAGUACAGUUUGUAGAAUAUUAUUAAAUUAUGCGGUAAGAAUGGGAAGAAGACCAAUAUAUGUUGAUUUAGAUGUUGGACAGGGUCACAUUUCAUUACCUGGAACAAUAGGAGCAAUGUUAAUCGAAAGGCCAGCAUCUGUCGAUGGAUUUUCUCAACAAGCUCCAUUGGUUUAUCAUUUCGGACACACAGCACCCAAUGCUAACUUACCAUUAUUUAAUUUGUUAAUAAGUAAAUUAUCUGAAGUUAUUUCGGAAAGGAUGCAAGCCAAUAAAAAAGCGAAUGCAUCUGGUGUUGUCAUAAAUACCUGCGGUUGGGUUAGAGGCAGCGGAUAUAAACAAAUACUUCAUGUUGCUCAAUCUUUUGAAGUGGAUGUUAUUUUGGUAUUAGAUCAGGAAAGGUUAUAUAACGAACUACAAAGAGAUUUACCUAAUUUUGUUAAAGUUGUAUUUUUACCCAAGAGCAGAGGAGUUGUAGAAAGAUCUCAAAGCAACAGAGCAGAAAAUCGGGAUUCAAGAGUUAAUGAAUAUUUUUAUGGUUCAAUGUCGCCACAAUUAUUUCCACAUUCUUUCGAUGUUAAAUUAUCAGAGAUACAAGUUUACAAAAUAGGUGCUCCAUCACUGCCAGAUUCAUGCAUGCCAUUAGGAAUGAAACCUGAAGAAAACAAAACGAAAUUAGUUCAAUUAACACCCGGUAUGAAUUUACUUAAUCACAUUUUAGCUGUUAGUUUUGCAGCAAGCGCCGACGAAGAUGUCAUCACGACAAACGUAGCCGGAUUUAUUUGCGUUACGAACGUCGAUUUAAAAAGAGGAGUUUUAACCGUGUUGAGCCCCCAACCUCGACCACUUCCUCAAACUUUACUCUUACUAUCGGACGUACAAUUUUUAGACAGUCACUGA